CGGUAUGAAGUCAAGGUGGUAUGUACCUAACCUACCUCCCACCUACCUAGGUACGUGUAAGCCAGGCUGGCAGACGUGGGUGUUAUGUAAGAGAGAAGUUGCAGAGUUUCUUCCUCCACCAGCCUCAUUCGCGGCAACCUCGUCUUCCUAACCCAAGCCUACCACGCUCUCCCUCACCACCUUCUACGUAGAUUCGAGUCGAGGUCGGGUCCCGCGUACUGCCUCCCGGUAUUGGCCUACCACGUAGCGCACCAUGUUCGACGUCCCGGACGCCAAACGGGUCCGGCGCGGGGAUUUGUGCGACUCCGCCUCCGAGGACGAGCCGGUGUCGGAUGAGCAGUGGGACUUCUCCCUGCGUAGGAAAUUAAACGCCCAGCUAUCCGGCUUGCUGGACAUCAGCUUCGCGCCAGAUACAGCUAUCGAAUCGCAGCAGCCCCCGACAGGUGCGGCCGAAGACGCUGGCGACGCCGGGAAAGAAGCCUUCGUGUUCCGGUUAUUCAAGGGCGAAGGCGCAUCGCACACGGUAGUGCUCGAACCCCAGAAUGCCGCCGCAGGAGACCGGGGCAAUGGCGCAUUUGUCGUCGCCAGACGGCCGGCUUCGUAUUAUUUCGCGGGGGACCCCUCGCCCGGCGCGGUAAAGAGAUUCCGGGCGGCGGCUGUGAGUGCGGAAUACCUCCUCCAGGAUGCUUUAAAGAGGCGUUGGGGGCUCGAAAAGCCGUGGAGAGUAACGGCCAUCUCUAUCGUCUCCAAGAGAAUGAGAGCUGUCCCGGAUAAUUCUGUCGCCGGUGCUACGACUACUGCCGGAACACACAAGAGGAAGAGGCCGGGUAAAAAACGCAGGAUAAUUCUCAGGAAUCGCGAGAAAGCCAAAAAGGAGCACGAAGAGACGACAAAACAACGUGCUGCCGAGAAGGAGGAGUGCCUAAAGGAGAAGAAGAAGAGGCUGAAUAGACAGAGGAAGCUAAAGCGGAGAGCCAAGGAGCACGAGAAGAAACAGGGCGCAAAAGACGAGGUAGUUUCCGGACAGGGUAGUGAUGGUGGUAGCCCGGAAAUCUAGAGAUUCUUCACCUCUCGGAGCUGAUGGUUGUUGUCUUAGGUGUAUUUAAGGUACCUAACCUAUAUGAAGUACCUACCAAGGCAGGUAGGUAUGGACCAGGAGCCAGGUAUCCAGGUACUUGGGGCGGGCUCGCGCGGAGCAUGCGUUAGGUUAGGUACCUACCUACCUACUACUCAUAGUAGUAUGUACAUAAGAGAGGUAGGUGCCGAUUGACGCCACACCACACCACGUCAUUCUGGGGAUUGGGUACCUCGGGUACAGGUACUUAGGGU
Durotheca rogersii is the source of this 1329-nucleotide messenger RNA. RefSeq lists its product as uncharacterized. Lineage: Eukaryota; Fungi; Ascomycota; Sordariomycetes; Xylariales; Xylariaceae. The coding region runs from base 254 to 1057 and encodes 267 amino acids. The transcript is spliced from 2 exons. The record is from RefSeq and is a predicted model, not a curated record.